Molecule: messenger RNA, 4180 nt
Organism: Brassica oleracea var. oleracea
Lineage: Eukaryota; Viridiplantae; Streptophyta; Magnoliopsida; Brassicales; Brassicaceae
Product: protein DA1-related 4-like
Exons: 5
Coding region: 151-4011 (1286 amino acids)
Biological process (GO): signal transduction; defense response
Molecular function (GO): ADP binding
Source: RefSeq, a predicted model, not a curated record
GUGAGCCAAAAAGUCUAGUACAACCACUUUUUAAAAAAAGUUAUUUUCUUGACUCUUGAGCAAAGUUAAACUUUUGGUUGGCGUUUUGGUGGGUUCCGCGUGUGUUCUACGAAAAUUGGAUGAGAGUAAAGAAUUGGAGAACCGAGAGAGAUGGAAUUUAUGAAACCAAAAGCUGCUCGUGUUAUGCCGCCGAUGAUGUCUGAGUAUCGUCACAGCGUCAACAUCAUCUGCGAGGAAUCCGUACAGUACCAUAUUGUCAGCCACCUCUGCGCGGCUUUAAGACGGGAAGGCAUCUCUGUGUUCGUGGACUCAUGCGGCUCUCAGGAAACCAAACCCUUCUCUGUUGAACAGAAUCAAGCGGUGACAGAUGGGGCUAGGGUUUCUGUGGUAGUUAUUUCCAACAAGGCGGAGUCAUACGGUCCUUGGGUUGUUAAGUUCUUGAAGGCUAUCAAGCGGCGGAGGAACAGUGACCAUGCUGUGGUUCCAGUCUUCUAUGGGGUCGAUCCAUUGACCCAAGUUUACGGGUGGUCCCAUGGACGGCUGGAGGCCGAGAAACUAACAAGCCACCAAUCAAGGAUCUCAAGCAAUAGGAUACUCACCGACUCCGAACUAGUGGAAGAGGUCGUGAGAGAUGUUUAUGAGAAGCUGAAUAUUGCAGAACGAGUUGGAAUUUACUCGAGGCUACUAGAGAUCGAGAACAUGCUUUACGAGCAACCGAUGGGAAUUCAAAGCAUAGGAAUUUGGGGUAUGCCUGGCAUAGGCAAGACGACCCUUGCAAAAGCAGUCUUUGACCACAUGUCCACUGAUUAUGAUGCUUGUUGCUUCAUCGAACAUUUUGAUGAGGCGUUUCAUAAGGAAGGCCUUCACCGUUUGUUCCAAGAAAGAAUUGGUGUACUUCUAAAGAAAGAGCUUGGCAUAAAGAACUCAUAUAUUAUGACACCAAGCCUCUAUAGGGAUAAACUAUGCCAUAAAAGGAUUCUCAUUGUUCUAGACGAUGUGCACGAUUCUCUGGCUGCAGAGUCUUUGCUUAGAAAGUUUGAUUGGUUUGGUCCCGGAAGCUUGAUAAUCAUAACCUCCACAGAUAAACAAGUGUUUUCCUUUUGCCAGAUCAAUCAAAUAUACAAGGUUCAAGGUUUAAACUGGCACGAGGCUCUGCAGCUAUUCUCCCAAAACGCAUUUGGGAAAAAUGUGCCAGAGCAGAACGACAGGGAACUGUCAGUGAAAGUGAUUGACUACGUUAAUGGAAACCCGUUAGCUCUCAGUAUAUAUGGCCAAGAGCUAAAGGGAAAGAAGUCAGGAAUGGAGGCUGCUUUCUUGGAGCUCAAGAAAUGUCCUCCCCAACUGAUUCAAGAUGCUCUAAAAAACGCCUACAUUGCACUUGACGACAACGAGAAAAACAUUUUUUUGGACAUUGCCUGUUUUUUCAGGGGAGAAAAUGUCAACUAUGUUGUCCAGAUGCUUGAGGGAUGUCGUUACUUUCCACGUGUUGGAAUAGAUGUUCUUGUGGAUAAGUGUUUGGUAACUAUUUCAGAAAACACUGUGCAAACGAAUGAUCUGAUCCGAGACAUCUGCCAAGAAAUCUUCAUUGGAGAAAUUGAGAGCUGCACCAGAAUGUGGGAAUUUAACAACAUCAGAUGUCUACUAGAAGAUGAUGAACUUGAAGCAAGUGGAGGAUCCAGAGAAACGCCCAACUGUGAUUUGGUGGCUGAAGAUAUCGAAAGCAUACUUAUGGACACAUCGAACAUGAAAUUUGAUGUCAAACACGAUGCCUUCAAGAACAUGCUUAGUCUUAGAUUUUUGAAGAUAUACAACAGUUCCGGCUCUAAAGAUGUUCUUGGACUCAAAACUCCCAAGGGCCUCGAUUCUCUACCUUGUGAGCUAAGGCUCCUCCACUGGGAGAACUAUCCACUGCAAACCUUGCCUCAACGUUUUGACUUUGAGCACCUUAUUGACCUCCGUAUGCCUUACAGUCACCUUCAGAGAUUCGGGGCAAGAGCAAAGAAUGUCAAGAUGUUGAAAAGGAUCAUGCUUUGUCAUUCUAAAGAGCUAGUUGAAUGUGACAUAUUACGAUAUGCUCAAAAUAUCGAGCUAGUUGAUCUUCAGGGUUGUACAAGAUUGCAGACUUUUCCAGACACGAGUGAGCUACAACAUCUACGAGUUGUAAAUCUCUCAGGUUGCACAGAGAUCAAAAGUAUCCGAGGAUCUCCACCAAAUAUUGAGGAACUGCAUCUCCAAGGGACUCGUAUAAGAGAAUUACCAAUAUCCAAUGUGGUUCAGUCUCCCAAAGCUAAGCUGGACCGGAAAAAGCUUUUAAAUCUUUUAGAAAACUUCCAGGAUGUUGAUCAUAUUGAUCUGGAGAUUGUAACAAAUCUUGCUAAAGUUGCUUCAGAUAAUCAAGAUUUUAGCAAGCUUGUCCUCUUGAAUAUGAAAGAUUGUUCCCAACUGCGAAGUCUUCCUGACAUGGUACAUUUAGAAUCUCUGCAAGUUCUUCUUCUGUCUGGGUGCUCAGACCUUGAGGAAAUCAAUGGUUUUCCAAGGAACCUUAGAAAGCUAUACCUUGGUGGCAUCGCUAUACGAGAAGUGCCACAGCUUCCCCAAAGUCUAGAAUUCUUGAAUGCUCAUUAUUGUAAGCAUCUCAAGUUAAUUCGUUUGGAUUUUGAGCGGCUUCCUAAGCACUACACUCUUAGUAAUUGUUUUAAUCUAUCUUCAGAAGUGAUCUCUGGAUUUUUAGAGAAAGGUUUGUCUAAAUUAGCUAUGUUAGCUAGCGAAAAACAACAGGAACCCCUCAAAACAUCCGCAGUCAACAUAUGUAUUCCUGCAGACGCACGUCAGAAAUCCUCGUUUCUUUUAAGUUUAGGUCCAAAUGUAAAGAUAGAGCUAGCUCCUCGGACCCGAGAAGCUCUUUCAGGCUUUGCUAUGUCAGUUGUGGUAUCGUUUCGAGAUAACUACCACAAUGUCGUAGGUCUAGGGAUUAGGUGUACAUGCACAUGGACGACCAGGAACGGCCACCCUGAUCAGAUAGAGAGAGUAUAUCAGUGUUGGGCUCCAACAGAAGCUCCAGAGGUUGGAUGGGAUCACAUAUUUGUCCUUUGUGAUACCGAAAUGCAUCUACGUGAUGGUGAAGAACUCGUUUCUAAUAUCUGUGAUGAUGAAAUCAAAUUUGAAUUUCAGACAGUGAGUGGGGAAAACAAGCUUUUAGGUGAUAGUUGCAUGGUGACGGAAUGUAAUGUCCAGGCAAUUACUGCUCGAACAGGUGACACAACCGUUAGUGAAAUUAUUGAAGAAAGUGAAGUUGUAAGUAUUAAUGAAGAGGAUACUCCUCCUUUGCCGAAAGAGCCAGAGGCAACGACUUAUUCUCUUUCAUACAGCAAACCACAGAAGUCCCCUAGUUACCUAACGACUGAGGGAUUUGGAAUGUGGGAAAACUUUCUCCACAUACUCACGGCUAUGCCGCCUAAAUACUUAGCAACCGGACAAGCAGCAAGGCAAAUCUGGCAUGAAGAAUACGGUACAUACGAACGGGAAAAUAACGAAGGUGGCGUAGGUUAUUUUUCCCUGGUGAAGUCCAUCCCGCCCAAAUACUUACCAAAGGAAGAAGCCGUUAGUAAAAGCACCUUAAAGGAGUGGUUCAAAAAAUAUGCACUAGGUUGUGGAGUAGGUUGUUUUCCCCUGGUAAUGUCUAAGCCGCCCAAAAACUCGUCAACCGGGCAAGCUGUGGACAAAUCACAUCAGAGGAGUGCUAGCGAGAAUAGUGAUAAGAAAUCUCGACGCUCGCGUCCACGUGACUCGUCCCGCAAGGGUCCACGAUUCAGUUUGGACGUCGCUGGACGGCCCAUCGCGGGCCACCGUAUAAAACGUGUUAACCUAUCCGGCCCCGUGUGGGAGUGGGACCCUCAAGUUGGUUUAGCCCAAUCGAGAAGACGCCUUACAAAAAAUGUCCUUGACCCAUCGAGAAAAAUACCCAUCAACUUACGAGCUCAAUUCCAAAUGGUCCGACAACGCGCUAUGUGACAAUACGUGGGAGUAAUACGGGCUGCUAGUCCGUUUAGGUCCCGCCCGUUGAAGUUUUGUAACUUCGGACCCGUUUAUAUAUAAUACUAGUGGUUUAUCUGCGUUUCGCGCAUCAAGUUGUUUAAUUGUUAGUUUGCAAUGGAUUUGGAAAUUGUGUUACUUAAGUAAG